UAAUUUUCUAUUGAAAUGUGGGCAAAAAGUUGAUGAAAAAGAUUAACCCCUUUGUUUGAUGCGGUUGCUAGGUUUGCAGCUUCAUUCUUUGUGAAUUUUGGGUGCACCCCAUAAGGGCAAGAGCAAAAGAGAGUCCAGAAGCCAUGGCAGAAUUUUCUCUCAUCAGAAAUGAUGUGUAUACCGAAGAUGGGACUGUGGAUUUUCGUGGAAACCCAGCAAAGAGAAAUGCAACAGGAACCUGGAAAGCCUGCCCUUUUAUUCUAGGGACUGAAUGCUGUGAGAGGUUGGCAAAUUAUGGGAUAAGCUCAAAUCUGGUGAUUUAUUUCAAGACUCAACUAAACCAGACGAGUGCUGCUGCUACGAAAAAUAACUCGAAUUGGAGUGGAACUUGCUACCUUACUCCAUUGCUUGGAGCUUUUCUGGCUGAUGCCUAUUUGGGAAGAUACAAGACUAUUGCCUCGUUCUCAAUCAUUUAUAUCAUUGGGAUGACACUUUUGACAAUGUCAGCAUCAGUCCCGGGCAUGAAACCAACCUGUGUUAGCAAAGAUAGUUGCCAUGCAAAUGGUGGACAAACUGCAGCAAUUUUCAUAGCGCUUUACCUAAUAGCACUGGGGACGGGUGGGAUUAAGCCGUGUGUCUCGUCCUAUGGUGCAGACCAGUUUGAUGAUGACGAUGAGGUUGAAAAGAAGCACAAGGGUUCUUUCUUCAAUUGGUUCUAUUUUUCCAUCAAUGUUGGUGCUUUGAUUGCUAGUUCUCUGCUGGUGUGGAUACAAGACAACGUGGGUUGGGGAUUGGGUUUCGGUAUUCCAACAGUGUCAAUGGCAAUUGCUGUGCUGAGUUUCUUUGCUGGGACUCGGUUGUAUAGGAAUCAGAAGCCUGGAGGUAGUCCUCUGACGCGCAUAAUUCAGGUGGUUGUGGCGUCCAUUAGAAAAUGCAAGGUGAAAGUACCGGAAGACAUUUCCCUUUUGUAUGAGACUGAAGAUGCAGAAUCUUCCAUCCAAGGAAGCCGCAAGCUUGAUCACACAAAUGAAUUUAGGUUCUUUGACAAAGCAGCAGUGGAGGUACAAGAUGACCAUUUAAAGGACUCGAAAAGCCCAUGGAGACUCAGUACAGUUACCCAAGUAGAGGAGCUAAAAUCAAUCAUAAGGCUGCUUCCCAUAUGGGCCACUGGUAUCAUCUUUGCUGCAGUCUACAAUCAGAUGAGCAACUUCUUUGUGUUGCAAGGCACCCUCAUGGAUAUUCGUGUCGGCCGCUCUAACUUUGAAAUCCCAGCAGCAUCUCUUUCCAUCUUUGACCCCCUAAGUGUCAUUUUUUGGGUCCCAAUAUACGAUCGAAUCAUUGUCCCAGCAGCUAGAAAAUACACCGGUCACAAAAAUGGCCUAACUGCACUCCAGAGGAUGGGCAUUGGCCUCUUCAUCUCCAUAUUCUCCAUGGUCUGUGCUGCAGUUUUGGAACUCAUCAGACUCCGAAGUGUUCGACAGAACAACUAUUACGAAUACGAGCACAUGCCCAUGUCAGUCUUUUGGCAAGUACCUCAGUAUUUCCUCAUGGGGGCUGCAGAAGUUUUCACAUUCAUAGGACAGCUGGAGUUUUUCUAUGAUCAAGCGCCGGACGCCAUGAGGAGUUUGUGUUCUGCUCUCGCACUCUCCACCGUUGCACUAGGAAACUACUUCAACUCUAUUCUUGUCACCAUCGUUACCAAAGCAACUACAAAGAACGGCAACCCUGGAUGGAUACCGAACAAUUUGAACUACGGACACCUGGAUUAUUUCUUCUCGCUAUUGGCAGUGCUGAGUGUUUUCAACCUAGGAGUAUACCUCUUCAUUUCCAACUGGUACAAGUAUAAAAAGACCGUCGGGACUCUGGAUUGAUAUUGAAAAGAAUUGAUACCAUAAGAGGUUGUUUCUGUUCUGUGAUGAUUUUUAGGUUUUACUUUGGUUUUCAAUCGCUUCACUACCAAAAAAAAAAGGGGCUUGCCCUACAAACAUUUGCGCGACGGAAGGUAUUUCGACGGGUAAAUAAACUUUACCCAACGGAUAAUUCAAUUGGUAGGGCGAAGACGGUAAACAGUUAGGGUUUAUUUAAAACUUUUACCCGACCGACUGGUCGAAGAUAUAGUCUCAUGUUA
Molecule: messenger RNA, 2128 nt
Organism: Malus domestica (apple)
Lineage: Eukaryota; Viridiplantae; Streptophyta; Magnoliopsida; Rosales; Rosaceae
Product: protein NRT1/ PTR FAMILY 8.2-like
Biological process (GO): oligopeptide transport; transmembrane transport
Cellular component (GO): membrane
Molecular function (GO): transmembrane transporter activity
Source: RefSeq, a predicted model, not a curated record